Messenger RNA from Vollenhovia emeryi, 2213 nucleotides. Its product is annotated as solute carrier family 35 member E2-like. Gene Ontology annotation, molecular function: antiporter activity. Lineage: Eukaryota; Metazoa; Arthropoda; Insecta; Hymenoptera; Formicidae. Gene Ontology annotation, cellular component: Golgi apparatus. The transcript is spliced from 5 exons. Bases 564 to 1673 code for a protein of 369 amino acids. The record is from RefSeq and is a predicted model, not a curated record.
CAAGAAUAUGGAAUACAUACAGAUAAGACGUAUAGAUAAACGUUGAAUCUAAUAUUAGACGUUUUAUCUGUAUGUAUUCUAAAUUCUUGCAUAUAAAAAUAUAUGUUAUGCUACACCGAUAAGCUACGCCUGUGUAGCCGGCACCCGGGCGUCCACGCAGUGGCGAGGGGUUUUAUCAAUCGUCGGUUUCACGUCCCACGUCCCGCCUGGCGGCACUGUCUACCCCGCGGUGGUACGUGGCGAACGUAUGGUGUAUGUACAUGCUCGUAGAUGAUGAUGUUUCCCGAGAGGGGUGGACAUUCGCGAAUGUAAUACCAGGAGACCCAUGAAGCGAUGAUUGUCGCGCGAGAACGUGGACAAGGGCGAGCACCGGUCGCGCGCGAUCGGUCCGGCCGGUCGCCCCCGCCGGAGCGCCGUGGCGCGGCCUGAGAUCGGCGUGACCGUCACCUAACCUAACCUGGCCGCGCUCCUGAGCGCCGAGGACAGGAGAGAUUCGCCCGGGCCCGCGGGGAAGAUGUGAUAUCUCGCGUUCGCGCGAGGACCGGAGUGACGGGGCGGCGAGAAUGGAGAACUACUCCGUGCGUAUCAAUUAUCCGCAGAUCGCGCGUCCAGGGGACGCCGACGAGGCGCCCGCGCCCCACGACGCCCAGCCGAAGCAGCACGCGGAUCACGCCAGGAAGCGGGAGGACGUGAUCGUCCUGACGAGCGACACCAAGGGCGGCCUGUUCAAUCCCCGCGCCCUCCUCUUCCUCACCCUGUGGUACGUCUUCAGCGGCUGCACCCUGUUUCUAAACAAAUACAUACUGUCCUACAUGGAGGGCGAUCCCACGAUUCUGGGUGCCUGCCAGAUGUUGAUGACCGCGAUAUGCGGACUGAUACAGAUGUACUUUCCCUGCGGUAUGUACAAAGCCAGCCCAAGACUGAUGAGACCCCCGGGUUUUUACAAGCACAUGACGCUGGUGGGCUGCACGAGGUUCGCCACGGUGGUCCUAGGUCUAGUAUCGUUAAAUUAUGUAGCUGUAAGUUUCACAGAGACCAUCAAGAGUAGCGCGCCACUCUUCACCGUCCUCAUCAGCAAGUAUUUGUUAGGGGAGCAUACAGGACUGUAUGUGAAUCUAUCUUUAAUACCUGUAAUGGGCGGAUUGGCGCUGUGCUCCAUUACGGAAAUCAGUUUCGACCUUAGAGGAUUCAUCGCCGCCAUGGCCACGAACGUGACCGAGUGCUUGCAGAACGUUUACUCGAAGAUGCUCAUCAGCGGCGACAACUUCAAGUACACACCAGCGGAAUUGCAAUUUUACACCAGUCUGGCGUCAAUUGUGGUACAAAUACCGGUGUCGAUACUGCUGGUCGACCUACCCACCCUGGAGCAUUCCAUGAGCUUUAAAUUAUUCGCGGCAUUCCUACUCAACGGGGUAUUCUUUCACUUUCAAAGUAUUACCGCUUACGUACUUAUGGACUACAUCAGUCCCGUGACGCAUAGUGUCGCCAAUACCGCGAAGAGAGCCUUCCUAAUAUGGCUGUCCGUUCUGCUGUUCAACAAUCCCGUGACGGCGUUAUCGUGGCUCGGCACUUCCUCCGUCAUCGUGGGAGUGUUGCUGUACAAGUGGGCGCAGGAAUACGACAGGAAGAAUAGGAUAAAGCUGCGACACUCGUCGAAGAUCAAUCUGCAAUAGGACAAUUUCUUUUUUUUUUCGGUCUGCGAGGAUUCGCGCGUUGCGGCAGAAGAAACGUGUGUCACUGGCACCAGACAUGUUGCGUAUUACAGCGGUGGUACAAGCAGCAUCCAGUUUUUAUACGGCGGUAUUGUGUUCGGCGGGACGCAAGACGGUACAUGUAGAGUCAAGCCGAAGUACAAUUAAUAAUAAAAAUGGUGUUUUGUCGAAUCUUGUGAUCGCCAGUGAAUAUUCAAAGGCUGACGAGAACAAUUGGGUCUUCUUUUUUAUUCGCAAUCCGCGAUAUUAACGACAACAUUACGACGUUGCUGUGUAAAUUGCCGGCGUGUAAUUUAUAUGGUUUCUGAACUGGACAGUCUGUUUGCACGUUGAGAAACGGCUGGCAGAUACGACAAACCAAAAGAAAUCGGGACGAGUGAUCACACGUGUCAAAGAGUAUCUCGCUAUUGCUGUAUUAUACAAGUGUUCCUAAUGUAAAUGUGAGGGCUCUGUGUAAUGUAUAAAAGAGUUUUAUAAAAAUAAAAUUUCUUUACAUACUGA